AUGGUCUGCGAGGUCACAUCCAGGGAUCACAAAGCUGUCGGUUCGCAAGACAGUGUCAAGAGCAUCUCUGGGCUUAGCUCUCCAACGAUGAUAGCUGGAACAUCAUACCAUAGGGCCCAGCUUAACGCCCAUAUCGCCGGCAUGUACACCGAGGGUGUCGUGGACGAGGACACAUUCGAGGAGCUGUGGGACGUGGACACCGCCGUUGAGGUCUCCCGCCUCUUCAUCUACGACGCCUCCGAGAUCAUCGACGGCAUCGACAUCCUGAUGUCCGCCCCCACGCCCUCUAUCAUCUCUCCCUCUGCUCGCUGUCUCGGGGAGGAGCCCGAAGUGGACUUUGACGAGGUGGAAGCCCUGACGCAGCAGCUCAUGCGGUGCACCUCCAAGUGA
Messenger RNA from Triticum dicoccoides, 390 nucleotides. RefSeq lists its product as uncharacterized. The record is from RefSeq and is a predicted model, not a curated record. NCBI's taxonomy places the organism in Eukaryota, Viridiplantae, Streptophyta, Magnoliopsida, Poales, Poaceae. The transcript has 4 exons. Gene Ontology annotation, biological process: phosphorelay signal transduction system. Bases 1 to 390 code for a protein of 129 amino acids.